AUGCAGGCGCUCAACAUCACCGCGGAGCGGCUGUCGCGGCUGCUGCGGGAGCACAACCUGACCCGCCAGCAGUUCAUCGCUCGCUACGGGCUGCGGCCGCUGGUGUGGGUGCCCGAGCUGCCGGCGCGCGUGCAGCUGGCCCUGGCGCUGGCCGGCGCGCUGCUGCUGGCGCUGGCGCUGCCCGGCAACGCGCUGGUGCUCUCCGUGGUGGCCCGCCGCAGGGCCAUGCGCACCGUCACCAACAUCUUCAUCUGCUCCCUGGCGCUCAGCGACCUGCUCAUCGCCCUCUUCUGCAUCCCCGUCACCACGCUGCAGAACCUGUCCGACACCUGGCAGGGGGGAGCCUUCGUCUGCAAGAUGGUGCCCUUCGCCCAGUGCACGGCCGUGGUGACCGAGAUCCUCACCCUGACCUGCAUCGCCCUGGAGCGCCACCACGGCCUGGUGCACCCGCUCCGCGUGAGGUGCCGCUACACCCACCGCCGGGCCUUCGCCACGCUGGGUGUGGUCUGGCUGGUGGCGGUCAUCGUCGGCGCCCCCAUGUGGCACGUGCAGCGACUCGAGGUUAAGUACGACUUCCUCUACGAGAAGGAGCACGUCUGCUGCCUGGAGGAGUGGAGCAGCCCGGUGCACCAGCAGGUCUACACCACCCUCAUCCUCGUCAUCCUCUUCCUCCUGCCGCUGCUGCUCAUGCUCAGCCUGUACAGCAAGAUCGGCUACGAGCUCUGGAUCCACAAGAGAGUGGGCGACAGCUCGGUGCUUCGGACCAUCCAUGGAAACGAGAUGUCAAAAAUCACCAGGAAGAAGAAGCGGGCCGUGGCCAUGAUGGCGACCGUGGUGGCCCUCUUCGCCGUGUGCUGGGCUCCUUUCCACGUCGUGCACAUGCUGAUGGAGUACGGCAGCUUUGAAGAGCAGUACGACGAGGUCACCGUCAAGACGGUCCUGGCCGUCGUGCAGAUCCUGGGCUUCUCCAACACCAUCUGCAACCCCAUCGUCUACGCCUUCAUGAACGAGAGCUUCCGGAAGAACUUUCUCUCCGCCGUGUGCUGCUGCGUCCGGAAGGAGGCCCCGUCCCCCGGGCGGCGGCAUGGGCCCUCGGGCACGGCCCUGAGGCAGAGGCGGACCGCGCCUGGCCGCGGGGAGGACGCCGUGGAGGAGACCAAGGGUGAGGCGUUCAGCCACGGCCACAUCGAGGUCAAGCUGUGCGACCUGCCCGAGGAGCCGCCGCAGCCCCGCUGA
Pipistrellus nathusii (Nathusius's pipistrelle) is the source of this 1236-nucleotide messenger RNA. Lineage: Eukaryota; Metazoa; Chordata; Mammalia; Chiroptera; Vespertilionidae. The record is from the annotation of a GenBank genome assembly.